Ornithorhynchus anatinus (platypus) is the source of this 894-nucleotide messenger RNA. RefSeq names its product vomeronasal 1 receptor ornAnaV1R3015. The transcript has a single exon. Gene Ontology annotation, biological process: G protein-coupled receptor signaling pathway. Bases 1 to 894 code for a protein of 297 amino acids. NCBI's taxonomy places the organism in Eukaryota, Metazoa, Chordata, Mammalia, Monotremata, Ornithorhynchidae. The record is from RefSeq and is marked inferred. Gene Ontology annotation, cellular component: membrane. Gene Ontology annotation, molecular function: pheromone receptor activity.
AUGCUCUUUCAGAUCAACAUCGGGGUCAGUGGGAAUGUCUUCCUCCUCCUGUUUUAUAGUCAUGUGAUCACCAGCCACAAACCCAGUUCCUCCGACCUGAUCCUCACCCACCUGAGUUUGGCUAAUACCAUAACCCUUCUCACCAGGGGGAUCCCAGAUACCUUGUCUCUUUGGGGACUGAGGAAUUUCCUGGACACUUCUGGGUGUAAAAUCCUCAUGUACCUCUAUCGAGUGGGCCGGGGCCUUACUAUCAGCACCACCUGCCUCCUGAGCAUCUUCCAGGCCGUCACCAUCAGCCCCGGAACCUCCCGGUGGGCAGGAGUCAAAGCCAAGUUACCCAGGUGGAUCCUCCCCUCCUUUAUCAUCUUCUGGAUUCUCAAUAUGCUGAUCGAAGUGAAUAUGUUGAUAGUAUUGAUAGGUCCCCAGAAUACCGGCCAUGCUCACACACCUCAGGACCUGAAAUACUGCUUUUUGGUUAAUACCACUACACGGGCUAACUUGAUACUUUCCACUGUGCUCUCCCUGCGAGAUCUGUUCUUCAUGGGACUCAUGAGCGCGGCCAGCAGCUAUAUGGUGUUUGUCCUGCACAGACACCACCGGCUGGUCCGGCACCUUCAUGGGCCCGGACGGUCCCCCAGCGUGAUGCCCGAGGUCCGAGCGGCCAAGAGGGUCAUUGCCCUGGUCACCCUCUACGUCCUCCUCUAUGGGCGGCAGACAGUCAUGCACAGCAUUAUACUGAAUAUGAAAAAGAAGUUGUCUCUGCUGAUGGAAAGUCACCAGGUGCUGUCAUUUGCCUUCGCAACCAUCAGUCCCUUCCUAAUGAUCCACAGUGACAGGAGGAUGAGAAAAUUCUGGAAAAGAGACUCUCCUGCUUCCAACGUGGAACUUUUUUAG